UCAAGUGCUGGCUGAAGUGAGAGGGGCAGGGUGCAGGCAGUGUGGGGUCCAGUCUUGCUCCUACAGCCCCAGCAUGAAUCCAUCUACAAAGAAGAGGCCCAAGAAUGGAAUGGUUUCCAAGGUCAGACUUUGUCUUGAAGCCCAAGCGCAUGAGAUGCAAGAUAAGAAACUGCAGGACAAGAUAAAUCAGCCUGCCAGCAAACUAAUUGAGCGGAACCGACUUAAAACGGUAUUAAAAAACUUGUCCCUCUUGAAGUUACUCAAGAGUUCAAAUGACCGGAUCCGAGAACUGCAUAGCCUGGCCAGAAGGUGCUGGAAUUUAAUAAUCAGAGUCCCAAAGAUUCUCCAAAUCUCCUCUGGGGACAACAACGUGAAAGUGAAACAAAAGGAUGAAGAGCUGCAAGACGUUCUGGCCCUGGUGAAGAAACCGGAGUCUAGGAAUGCAAAGCCCAUAGCGAAACCUAAUAAAAACACGUCAGAGGAGUGGGAGCCCACAGAAGGGUCAAAGGGGUCACCUGCAGCAGCGCCACAGAGAAAAAAGCAGGCAAAGCCUAAAGUCCCCAAGAUAUCAAAGAAUCAUGGCUUGCUUACCAGAGCCCAGAAGAGGAAACCACAUGUCAAGGAGCCCCGAAUUGUCUUCCUGAAGACCUACAAUCACAGAACUCCCAAGAUGAACAUGAAACCACUGGAUGAAACUGACCAGUUGGUCUGGUUUGAGGGGCUUCCCACACGUAUCCACCCCCCGGGGCGCCGGAUCAUGUGCAGAUCGUCUGCCUUACGCCGCGUCAAGCGCCCCUGUACCCGGUUCUGCUCUGUGUCACUUUGAGCUGCCUGUGUAGCAUCCAUAUGAGGUGGUGUAACCCUGGAAGGGAACUUGAAGCAUAAGAAGAGUAGAGAUCCUGCAAUCAGCUAAAGGGAGGGAAGAGCGGGAUUUUCAUGAGUUUACAAAUAAAAUCGCUCAUAUGCCACUGAACA
Messenger RNA from Myodes glareolus (Bank vole), 975 nucleotides. It is a transcript of the gene Tp53tg5, whose product is annotated as TP53 target 5. NCBI's taxonomy places the organism in Eukaryota, Metazoa, Chordata, Mammalia, Rodentia, Cricetidae. The record is from RefSeq and is a predicted model, not a curated record.